AGUAAGAGAUUCACGAACUACUUAAUUCUCGUGGAUCCCCCGUUUGCUGAUCACUAUCACGCUCCCUGUCAAUAACAGUCAUUCGUUUGGUCUUACCACUAGUCACUCGUUUUGGUUUCUUUAUUUUCGCAUCUGCUUGAGUGAUUACUCAGUCUCGUGGAUCUUUCCUCUUUUGGCUUUUUUUUUGCCUCUUCAACUCUUCUUCAUUUGCUGUGUCCCAGCCGCAGCCUAUCCCCAACUUCGAAAGAGUCAGCAGGACGUCGAAAGAAAAAAAAGAACACAGAAUAAUGAUCUCCCUGAUCCACUUUGGCUUGGUGCUCGCACCCUUGGUGUCUGCCAUUAGCAUCGCUAAACCGGCUGCCAACUCGACCUACGCGGCUGGAUCCACGAUCACUGUCAACUGGAGCACCGUUGACACGGAUCCCUCUGAAUUCAGCCUCUACCUCUGGAAUUUUGUUUCCUGGCCUCCUUCCUAUGUCCCUCUGGCUCUGAAUGUGCCCACAUCGGAUCAGUCCUACUCGGUGCAGAUUCCCUGCGACACCAACCCCGAAUGGGGCUACCAGAUCAGUGCCAUCAACGGCACCAAUGUGUACAUUAUCCACGCACAGGGAGAACGGUUCACUAUCUCGGAUGCCGUAGAUGGCACCAGCUGUUCUGAUCCUAUCUCCCAACCAUCCCCUUCCACCUGCGGUCCCACUACUGCGGUGUCAACCGUUUAUGUCACGGUGAGCCCUACCGGUUCCAGUUCUCAUCUUUUUCACCACUCCUCCCACGGCUUUAACUCCAGCCACCAUCACCAUUCUACCCAUCCUACUCCAUCACCAUCCACCACUUCUACCUCGUCCCGAUCUGUGAAGCCCGGAAUUGUGCCUAAGACUAUUGGUUGGUGCUCAGACUACUCCCACCCUGUGACCUUGGACAAGGUUCCCACUCCUACGCCCGCGGUUGUGCGCUCCACCAGUACUACCACAGCACUAGUUACUGGCGCUCCGAAUCAGAUCCCCAGCAACGACGGCGUGAAGAUCGUGACGGUCACUUCCACGGUCUCUGUGGCCGGUGUACCAGGAAGCGAACAGUGUCCUUUUGUUUGAACUUCGACAUGAUCUAUUAGGAAUUACCUUCACUUCAUUCUACCUUUGUAUUAAUUCUUUCUAUUCAACUCUGACCUUUCCCGACGUUACCUGGCACAUCUUGACUUUCUGACUUGACGCGAGGAUGAGGACCACCGAGCACGAGUGGCUAAGGACUAGUUAGACUCAUGUGUAAGAAGUAUACAUGGAACUACCUUUAGCAAUGAUAUAAAGCCCGCAACAAGAUGUAAUCAGUUGUAGCGCAUGCUUUUACUUGAGAAAAAU
This is a messenger RNA of Aspergillus alliaceus, 1355 nucleotides long. RefSeq names its product GPI anchored serine-threonine rich family protein. Bases 288 to 1091 code for a protein of 267 amino acids. NCBI's taxonomy places the organism in Eukaryota, Fungi, Ascomycota, Eurotiomycetes, Eurotiales, Aspergillaceae. The record is from RefSeq and is a predicted model, not a curated record. The transcript has a single exon.